UACCAACAUGAAAAUGAUGAGAAAAUCAGAGACAGAAAUGCUGCAAAGAAACAUGAUCCAGGAAAGCUUCGCGCUUUAGAAUUUUCAGAGAGAAAGGAGAGGAAAGAAUCAUCAAAGUCACACUUUGAAGAAUCAAGACGUAAAAGGGGAAGAUCGUGGAGUAGAGACCGUGGGAAUAGACAUAGGUUAAGAUCUCUCUCACCAAGGGCACACAAACAUGCUUCAAAUAAUUUGGGGCCUCGCAGUGAUGUAUCAUCCCAUUCGCUCAAAGAUAGGACUGGAAGACAACAUUUGGGUAUUGAUAGUAGUAGAGUGUCUUCUAAUGGCUCAAGCAGCCACUAUCAGCGACAUGAUGAGUCUGCAAAUAGACUUGGCGGCUAUUCCCCUAGGAAGAGAAGGACUGAGUCUGCUAUUAAGACUCCAUCCCCACCCAAUCGUUCACCUGAAAAGAAAAAAGCUAGGUGGGAUCCCCCCCUUGCAUCAACUGACAAGUCAUUAUCUAGUUCAGUUGCUUCUCGUUUCCAGUCAUCAAACAGUAAUGUAACGUCAAAUAUACAUGGGAUGGCCAUUGCUGUUUCUGUUGCCUCAACCACCACAACAUCUAUUCCCGGAGUUUCUCCUGAUUCUAUAUUGACUAAGAAAAAUGCUUCCAUUGACUCUGUCCAAUUAACACAAGCCACCCGGCGUAUGAGGAGGCUUCAUGUAGAAAAUAUUCCAUCUACAACCUCUGAAAGCACUUUGGUAGAAUCUCUGAAUAAUUUUUUGUUAUCUUCGGGGGUAAAUCAUAUUCAAGGAACACGACCCUGCAUCAGUUGUGUGAUUAACAAAGAGAAGGGGCAAGCUCUUGUGGAGUUUCUUACACCUGAAGACGCUUUGGCUGCUCUGGCAUUUGAUGGCACUUCAUUCUUUGGUUCUAUUCUCAAAAUCAGGCGCCCUAAGGACUUUAUUGACGUUGCUACUGGUGACCAUGACCCCGAGAAAUCAGUGGCUGCAGCUGAUGGUAUUGUGACAAUAAGUGAUGUUGUGAAUGAUUCUCCUAACAAGAUUUUCAUUGGUGGGAUAUCAAAGGUUCUUUCCUCAGAAAUGCUUCUGGAAAUCGUUAGUGUCUUUGGACCUUUGAAGGCAUACCAUUUUGAGGCCAAUGAGGAACUUACUGAACCAUAUGCUUUUCUAGAGUAUGUCGACCAGUCAGUAACUCUCAAAGCCUGUGCGGGUCUGAAUGGUAUAAAAUUGGGAGGGAGAGUGAUAACUGUGGUUCAGGCCAUUCGUAGUGGAUCAUCCUCGGUAAAUAGUGGAAAUGCAUCAGUUUAUGAGAUCCCAGAACAUGCAAAGCCGCUUCUCAAACAACCAUCACACAUCCUAAAGCUUAGAAAUGUGUUCAAUCUGGAGAACAUGUCAUCACUGUCUGAACAAGAGAUCGAAGAAGUCCUGGAAGAUGUGCGAUUAGAAUGUGCCAGGUUUGGUAUGGUUAAAUCUGUAAAGAUUGUCAAGCAUGCAAACAAUCACGUUGUCACUACUGGAGCGUGUGAAGCUGUCAACAAUGUAGAAUCUGGUGGGCAAUGGCAAAAUUAUUCCAAAGAAAAAGGAGCAAAAACAGACACUUUGGACGAACAUAUUGAUAAGGACGUCAAGGUAACUAGUGGAGUGAAGCUUACAGGAGAACUUAAAGAAGAUGAAGUCCCAGAAAGCAAUUGCCUUGGUUUUGAUAAACCAGCAGAUGAUUUAGUAGAGGACAAGUCAUGUCAAAUAGGUCAACUAGAUAAAGAUACUGAAAUCCAAGGAAGUGAUGACUUAUCUAAUCAAGAUUCUGAAGAACUCACUAACCUGCCAAACAGCAAGGAAGAUGCAUCAGAGUGUAAUGAUAAAACUUCUGAAGUUACAAGGAUACAGAAUUCUAUGCCAGAGGAAGUUGAUGGUGAGAAUCAAGAUACUUUUGCUGGAACAGUUGACAAUGUGGGAGCAGAAACCGACUCUAUUCUGGAGAGUGAAACUAAGGAGCAGCAUAAUGGGAAGGAGAGUGAUUUUGAUCCUGGAAGUAUAUUUGAGCCAGGGAGUGUCUUUGUUGAGUUUGGGAGGACAGAAGCUUCUUGGAUGGCAGCGCACUGCUUACAUGGGCGAGUUUUUGAGGAUCGGAUUGUGACAGUGGAGUAUGUCGCCUCUGAUCAUUACAGGGCUCAUUUUUCAAACUGAGCAUGUACGGUUGCUAAUUACAUGACAUGUACUUUUCAAUGGUAGUCGGUGAUUCAUUUUAGCUGGUUGCUAUGAUAGUGCCAUGUAAAUCCAGUUGGAGAAAUCAAAAUUAGAGUUUCAUCAAGGAAAUGUUAUUUUGAAAUAUUCAGUUUGAUUUAACCUAAUGCAGACUAGAGUAGGAAAUGAUCAGGUGGACUCUUUUAUUCUUAUCAUUGGCUGAGCCACGUUUCUGAAGAUUAGGUCCUUUCCUUUUGGCCAGUACGGUCUUUUGACCAAACGUAAAAUUCAAUUUCUCAAUAGAGAUUCUAGAU
Molecule: messenger RNA, 2501 nt
Organism: Fragaria vesca subsp. vesca
Lineage: Eukaryota; Viridiplantae; Streptophyta; Magnoliopsida; Rosales; Rosaceae
Product: splicing factor U2AF 50 kDa subunit-like
Exons: 9
Coding region: 562-2190 (542 amino acids)
Cellular component (GO): commitment complex; U2-type prespliceosome; U2AF complex
Molecular function (GO): poly-pyrimidine tract binding; pre-mRNA 3'-splice site binding
Source: RefSeq, a predicted model, not a curated record